AUGUACGAUUCUGAGGUAAGAAGAUUUUCACUGAUACUAAAGUCAACUUUUUACCUUUACAUAUAACUCACAUGCUGUGUUAUUUUAAAGUACGAUUUGCCAAACUGACAGAAAACAGAGCUCAGCUAGCUUACCAGCAAGUAUACCAGCUGAGCUAGUAAGCAUUAGCUCUUUGUACCGACAUUAGAGUUUGCGACAGCAGCUUCCUGCAUACUGGCUUACAAAAGCAGACUGUGGCCAAUUAAAAGAAUACAAUGCUCUUUGGUGCUUUUUUCAGGAAGAUAGCCCUGACUGUGAGGAUGAAUAUACCCCAGGCACAGUGAGGCAAGUCGGAAUAGGCCCCAGAGGCAGGCCACCACAAGCCGGACAGCAUAGCCUUGGUUCACAUGGAAGAGGCAGAGAACAGGGGAGAGAUCAACAAAGAGAUCAGGGUCCCAGUGCUUUGGCACUGGAGGAUCUGACCUGUGUGGAGAGCAUCAAGCUCAUAGACUGGCAGAUGAUCAGGUAUGCUUGA
Messenger RNA from Xyrichtys novacula (pearly razorfish), 514 nucleotides. The record is from the annotation of a GenBank genome assembly. Lineage: Eukaryota; Metazoa; Chordata; Actinopteri; Labriformes; Labridae.